Molecule: messenger RNA, 5037 nt
Organism: Meleagris gallopavo (turkey)
Lineage: Eukaryota; Metazoa; Chordata; Aves; Galliformes; Phasianidae
Source: RefSeq, a predicted model, not a curated record
UUCUAUGAUUCUAUGAUUCUAUGAUUCUAUGAUCAGCUCCUCCACCACCAGUGUCAGAAAGUUAUCAUCAAUACAUUGCAGGAACCACCUGGACCUUGUGUGCCUGGCUGUGUUACUUUGCCAACAGGUAUCAGGAUGGUUGAAGUCCCCCAUAAGUACCAGUGCUGAGAAUCACAAGACUACUUCCAGCUGUUUGUAAAAGGCCUCGUUCACUUCCUCCUCCUGAUCAGGUGGCCUGUAGCAUGCACCCAAAAGAGUGUCGCCUAUGUUAGCCUGCCCCUUAAUUCUUACCCACAAGCUAUCCAUUGUUAAUCAUCUCCCCCCACAGUGGAGCUCAAUACAUUCUAGCUGCUCUCUCUCAUAAAGUGCAAUUCUAUCACCUCACCUCAUCUUGCCAUCCACAACAGCAUGGCAGUCGUGUGAGCUCUCCCACCAUGUCUCUGUGAUUGCAAUGAGAUCACAUCCCUACAAGCACACACGGAUCACUUGUUCUUCCUGUUUAUUCCCCAUGCAGCAUGCAAUGCUAUAUAGGCACCGUAGGGAAGCAGAGGGUGCAGGUAUCUCUAGAGGGGCACAGGAAGAUUUAAGCUGGGCUCCUGGCAAUGUUAUCUUCUCUGACGAGUCCACACAAGAUCCUACUGGACAGCUGGGAGGUUUUUCUCCACCGUUUACUAAAAAGACAGCAUUCCCAGGCCCUUCUCUGUCACAAGGAACUCCAUCCCCUUCCUUCAUCAAAUCUACUUUAACGUUCUGGUCAUCAGUCCAGCCAGCUUGCUCCUCAGAACACUUUGGCCCCAGCUGCUCAGUCGCAUUCUGUCUUACACCCACACACCUGGUUUCUCAAAGGCAUGCCCAAGAUCAUGGUACACAAACCUCGAUCCCAACACCAUCCUCACAGCCAAUAAUCUACCUCUAAUUUACCUCCUCUAUUCUCCUCCUUCCUUCUGGGACCCCGCCACCAGUCAGGAGGACAGAGGAGAACACUCCUAGCAUUUCCGAGCCCUUUAGCGUCUUUCCAAGGGACACAAAGUCCCUUUCUGAUGUUCUGCCAUUUCCUCGUGGCAGCCUCCCACGACCCUACUUAAAUGACAACAUGCAGAUGAUGUUUGAUCACAUGCAGUGGAGUCUCCUUAACAUCUCUGACACGUGCCCCUGGAAGACAGCAAAUCUCUCUGAAGAGAUUAUCUGGGCAGCAGAUGGGGCCCCAGUACCGCCCAGCAUAGAGUCCCCAGUCACUAAGACAAUGCCGGGCAACGGUGCCCGGCAGCUGCUCCCCGGCCAGGGCACUCCCUCAUCUGCUCAGGUGAUUCCCUGCUUCAGUGUGGAAUGUGUCCACCCUGGAGCCAAGUUCCUCACAAAAACGAGCUGUGUUUUGGGGCCUGCAAGGUUGCCCUGCAUGCGGUCUGCUCCCCAGCCCAGGGCACAUCAUUCUCUGUGAGGUGGCACUCCUCAGUGUGAUGUCACAAUUGCUGUCACUUUUGCCCGCGGCAGCGGUGGGAGCGGUGGCUCAGUCCGCUUGUGGGACGCGCAGGAAGUGAACCCAGAGAGAGUGUUGUGUCUAUCUGGAAACAUCCUGCUGUGAUGGAGCGGCUGAGAGCCCUUCGAGGUCUCUUUGCCUGUGUGGGCUGCAUGCCCAGACGUACACGUCGCAGGGAGAGAGGCAGGGUGGAAAGCCCUGUCCUUGCCUCUGCUGUGACUUUACUGCUGCAGCGCCUGCAAGACCAGGAGGGUGACCGAGCGCAGGCGUACUGCGAGCUGGAGCACGUCCUGUGUGAAGAUGACAGCCGCCCGCCAUGUGGAGUGGUGAACCGGCUGCUGGCAGAGGUGUCCCAGGACCUGACAGCAGCCCAGGGCGUGAUGGACAGCGUGAGAACGGCUGCCAGCAAUGUCCUGGUGGCUCUGGCCCGGACACACUUCUCCUUGGUGAUGGCCGAGCUCCAGGGCCACCUGAAGGCCACACAGGAGAUGUCCAAGGAGUUUGUGCUUGUCACCCUGAGCAAACUCUUCAGCAGCUAUGCUCCACAGUGCAUCUCCUUCAUGUGGCUAACGCUGGCUGGCCUGCGUAGUGUGGUGGGCCAGGUGAGGAGCGGCCGGACCCUGCGCAUUGCUUGUGCUGUUGUGAAACAAUGGUUGGAAGGAGUCAAGGUUCACUUGUGCUCUGGAAAGCAAUGCCCCUGGCCUGUUAUGGAGAAAGAGCAGAUUUAUGAGAAACUUUACCAGCUCUUCUGCUCUGUCCUGAGCAACUGGCAGGACUGCAAGGAGGAAAAGGACAAACAGGCCGUCCUCGAGGCCGUGGCUUCCAUGAUGGCUGUCCUCCUGCAAGAGGAACUGCACCGAAAGCACAUCUGGGAACAGAUCCUUUGGCUUGUGCACCAGUAUCAGGAGGUCCAAGACACCUGCAGGGGGACCAAGAGCCUCACUAUCUUCCUGGAGGCCUUAGAGGGAGCUCAGUCCGUUAUCCCAGAGGACAAGUUUCUGGCCAUCACCAGAGUCGUGUUCUACCAGCUCUCUGAUGACACCAAACAGCACAGCGAGGCUGACAGAGCAGAGCUGACCCACUGCAUCCUGCUGCAGGCCCGAAUCUGCCCAGAGGAGACAGUCCUGUUUCUGCAGUCGCAGCUGGGUGGUCAGAGGAAGGACAGUUGUGUGGCAGCCCUGGGUCUGCUCGGUGCUCUGGCUCGCUCUGACGAGCCCGCAAUCACAGAGAAGCUGCCCCAGAUUGUGGAGGCUGUGCAGUGUCUGUGCAGUGAUCCCAGGACCAAGGUGAGGAGGGCCAUUCUGCACUUCAUGAAGGAUCUGCUCAAUGCUGAUGCCUGGAGCUGCUCAGCCUGGGAUGUGGUGGGUCACAUCUUCAAUGAGUUCAGCUGCACCACAGGAAGAAGGGCAGCCGGAGAUGUUUCUGCCCAGGAAGCCCAGGAAGAAGGAGCACUCCAAGAGUUGUGCAUGGACAUCCUGGGGUCUCUGGAUGUCUCCGUGAGAGGGAUGACCAAACUCCUGUGGCCACGGCUGCUGCUGUACGUGGUGCCAGCUGAGUACACCGGCAUGCUAAUCCCAGUCUCCCGCUGCAUCCGAGCCCUGGCUGAGAGAGGGGACCUGACAGUGCAGGAGAUAGAAGAACUGGAUCCCCAUUUUGUCAGCUCCAUGUUUCAAGGCCCACUGCUGACUCCACAUAUACUGCUGGCACGCCUGUUGGUGGUGGCAGGGAGCCCUGUUGCAGGCAGUGAACUCCAAGCUGCUGCCUUGCUUCUCAUGCAAAACCUCCACAGCAGGAUCCACAGAGCUGUGGGGGCCAUGUGGGCCGCUGAAAUCCCCGUGCUGCUGCAGUGCCUCAAAGGGAAAGAUGAGAGCUUCAUGGACUCUACAGAGUGGGAGCAUCGUCUGCUAAAGUUCCUGAGGGAGUCGCUGGACACCAUGGAGGACGAGGCCUGGACCAAGGCCCUGAGCUGCGAGCUAAGCCGGCAGCUGAGCAGUUCUCCCAGCAGCUCUGGAGAAAAGUCUUUCCUGUACAAGGCUCUGGGCACAGUUCUGGGAGCUUGUAAGGAAGUCCUCUACGUCCAAGAGAAGCUGCUGCAGCACCUGGAGGGAGCAAAUGCAGAGGAGCCAUCUGAGGCCCAGGGAAUGAUCUCUCUUGUCAGCCAUGCUGCUGAGAGCAACUUCCACAUAGUCCUGGACACACUCACCAUGUUUGCGUCCAGGCUGUGCAAAGGCCGGAAUAGUAGGAUUUCCAGGCGCAAGAAGAUGGAGCUGAACAGCACGAGAGCUCACGCCACACGCAGCGCUCUCAUCCUCGCCCAUGGCAGCUUGGCACUGCAAGCCUCCAAGGAACAGCUGCUUGCCCGCCUGGAGGGAGACAUUGUGGGCAACAUCCUGCUGCUGUACAGCUGCAGCUGUCGGGACUUGCAGAACAAGCUCGCGCUGGUGCAGAGCAUCACUGACUUCAGCUCUGCCUUCCAUGCUGUGGGUGGCUCCGCCUUCUUUAACCCCUUUUUGAAGAGCAAGCUGCUGGAGAUCCUGAUGGACUUGCUGAAGAAGUAUUACUUGGGCACCCGUGUAUCCCCAGUGCCCCUCAAGGUAGUUCUGGCCCUGGAGCAGCUGAGCAAGCUGAAGCCUUCAUUAGGAAGCAAGGACAUGUGUGAAAUGCUGACUCUGUGCUGCAAGAAUAUUGUGAUGCACCCUUCAGCGAGGAUGAUGCUGAAGAUCAAGAAGUUACAGCAAGCAGCACAGUACCUGCAGCUUCAGCAAACCUCAUUGAAAGCUCUGGGCCGGCUCAUGGCGGUCCUGCUUGAGACAGGGACCACCCGUGGAUUCUUCGAGAACAUAGUCCAUGUCCUGCAAAAAUCAAUGACAUCAGACAACAUGUGGGAGCGCAAGAGAGCCCUGCAGACCUGCUCCCAGCUGCUGGCUGCUUGUGAAGAACUUCAAGGGGGAGAUGCCUGCAAGCACUUUGGCUCCUUGGUGGGAUUUCUGGCACCUCUGACAUGUGAUCCCAUGCCCACAUCCCGCCAGUUGGCUGCCACCUGCCUGAGCUCCCUUCUCCGAAUCCAAGCCAAGGCAGCCAACAGAGUCAUCAAACUGGGAGACAUCGGGAGCCUGUGUGAGGGGCUGAAUGACAGCAGCACCAUUGCUCAGCUCCGGACCUUGUCCAAAAUUGCAAGGAUGGUGUGCAGAAACUUCCCCCUGGAACAAACUGUCGACUUCAUGAUGGCCAUCGAGGAUACCUUCCGGAAAGGCAGAGGAAUGCGCGUGCGUGCAGCUGGGAAGUGGAUGAUCACCCUUCUGCUGAUGUACGGGAAGGACAUCCAUUGGGACGCGGCACUGAUUGUCUACAUCCUGCGCAGCUGCAUGUCAUCCAUGAAGCAGAGCACGUUCAUGCCCUUCCUUUGCCAGGCAAUGGUCAUCCUCACCCGCUGCCAUGCAGAGGUCACAAUUGACAACUUCUUCCGGCUGCUUGAGCCAACAGACAGCGAGACGUGGAGGAGAAUAAGAGAGUUUUAUCUUCGAGAGUGGAGACGGGAGAAGAAUGAAAAGAAACGCUGA